Molecule: messenger RNA, 1230 nt
Organism: Polychytrium aggregatum
Lineage: Eukaryota; Fungi; Chytridiomycota; Chytridiomycetes; Polychytriales
Product: TIM21-domain-containing protein
Exons: 6
Coding region: 109-951 (280 amino acids)
Biological process (GO): protein import into mitochondrial matrix
Cellular component (GO): TIM23 mitochondrial import inner membrane translocase complex
Source: RefSeq, a predicted model, not a curated record
GUUUUUUCUUCGAAUUGGUCCGCCAAGCACCAGCCAUCAGGAUCUGGACCAGCCCGCACAAGCCCUGCACCCACGAUCCCCACGAGCCUGGCUGGCCUCUCCGUCGACAUGGCCCACAUCGCAACCGUCGUCCGUAACGCCUGGCGACCAGCAUCCGGCAUCAGCCGGCUGCCAUCCAUGAUCAGCUGGGAUUGCUUGGAUCUGGCGGCCCGCCAACACAAAGUGCAGGGACAUCUGCAGGGCCGGAUCGCCCAUGCCUCCCUGUCCCGACGAUCAAUCUCGUAUUCAAAGCAAGGUCGUUCUCCCGCGGCUUCAUCCAGCACAUCUCAAUCUCAAGCUCAAUCUCAAUCCGGCGCACACAGGCCCCGGCAGAAGCUGCGAUCUAUGCUGCAUACCGAGGGACUGACCUGGUCCGAAAUGACCGGAGGACAACGAUUUGUCUACUUUGUGAAGCAGAUUGGGUACACUGGCGUGAUCGCCUUUGGCUUUGCGAUCUUUUGCGGAGCCACGUACUAUACUGCUACCGAGCUGAUGGACAACCACAUCCUCUCGCAAGUGUUUCGCCGCUCCAUGGAGAAGAUUGAAGAUAACGAAAAGCUUUGCAAAAUCCUCGGCACUCCCAUCCACGGAUACGACUCUGUCGACUACGGAGGCAUUGCUGGCCACAAAGCAAAGGAGGGUCAGCGCAAGAUGGUCCGACACUUUUUCGAAGAGAAUGGCAAGCGACAGCUGCUGCUUCGGUUUCAAGUGAACGGUCCGUUACAGAGCGGCAUGGCCAACGGCCAUCUCAUCAAAAACAACGAGACUGGAGAGUGGGAGUUCCACACGCUCUUUGUCGAGUCCUCGUCGACGCAUGAACGGAUCUUCCUCGUCGACAACCGAGUGCGGACGAUCGUGAAGCGCGAGCCCCAGCGGGUGGGAUGGUUUGGCCUGAUCAAGCGACCGCAAUAGACCCAGAGCAGCGACAGUCGUUUGCGUGAGGCAGCUUGCUCGAUGCCUUUGCCCUUCUCUCCUCCUGCCUCGAACUCAGCUGCAACAAGCCGGCUGAACGGAUACUCCUCAUCUGCAGAGGGAGUAAAAGUCGCAAAGGGCAUCCAUGUCCUCACUCGGCCUGCACAAGGGCCCAGGAAUCGCGCCCCCAUGUACCAUAGUAUGUCGCAACAAGCAUUGCUGAAAAGGCGCCGCUGAGCCCAAUAGAACCUCUUACAGCUUGUGUGCUGCUGCCCGUGA